AUGCGCAAAAAACGAGACAAAAAUAUGGCGGCUUCGAUUGAAAGCUCCAAAUGUAGCGAGAGCAAUUUGAGGAAAAGACGUGGCGAAAAUCUCACUUCAGCGAAGCAGACAGUCGACAGCACUGAAUCAGAAAAUGACAUAUCUAAAUACGAUAAGAAAGAAAAGAUUACGUUGCAAACGGGGACUUACUGGCUUACUAGGAUUGUUCUUUUGCGAUCCAUUGCUUUCAUUUACUUUGUCGCCUUUGGUGUGGCUUACAACCAGAACAAGCAGCUGAUUGGUGAGAGAGGCCUCAUGCCCUGCAAAGAGUACCUGCGUAGCGUCAAGCGCUAUGUGGGCGGUAAGAUCGGUAUGGCAGCGCUGGCAUAUACCCCAUCUAUUCUCUGGUUCAUGGACUGGGAAGACAUGGAUGCCAACCUGGAUGCCAUUGCCCUGGUUGGAUUGGCACUGUCUGGUUUUGUUCUGCUAUCAGGGAGGGCCAACAUGAUCAUAAUGGCAGUCCUAUGGAUCCUUUAUCACUCUAUUGUGAGUGUUGGUCAGCUCUGGUAUUCCUUUGGCUGGGAGAGCCAGCUCUUAGAGACUGGGUUUCUGGGAAUCUUCCUGUGUCCAUUCUGGAGCCUGGCACAGAUGCCCCGACACUGUCCGCCAUCACAUAUCUCCAUCUGGACCUUCCGCUGGCUCAUAGUGCGAAUCAUGCUGGGUGCAGGUAUGAUCAAGAUCAGAGGAGACAGCUGUUGGCUAGAUCUGACCUGCAUGGACUAUCACUAUGAGACACAGCCUGUUCCUAGCCCCAUUUCCUACUACUUGCAUCACUCCCCAUGGUGGUUCCAUCGCUUCGAGACCCUCAGCAAUCACUUCAUCGAGCUCGUGGUGCCUUUCUUCACGUUCAUGGGCCGACGCAUGUGCAUGGUGAAUGGAACACUACAGAUCCUCUUCCAGGUUGCUUUGAUAAUCAGUGGCAAUCUGAGUUUCCUGAACUGGCUAACUAUAGUGCCUAGUUUAGCCUGUUUUGAUGACUUGGCACUGGCUUCUCUGUUCUGGCCCUCUGGAGGACCUUGGCAGACCUUAAUGAAGUUACAGAAAGAGAAGGCAGAAGGAACAAGCUCUCCAGCCACUAAAGGUAUGUUCAUAAGGCGUGUGGUGAACGUGGCUUUGGGAAUUUUGAUUGCAUAUCUGAGUGUUCCUGUGGUGAUCAACCUUCUAAGCCCUAGACAGGUGAUGAACACUUCGUUUGAUCCCCUCCGCAUUGUGAACACUUAUGGGGCUUUUGGCAGUAUCACUAAGGAGCGGACGGAGGUGGUGUUCCAGGGCACGUUGAGUGCUAACCACACUGAUGAGGGGGUGGUGUGGGAGGAGUAUGAGUUCCUGUGUAAGCCUGGAGCUGUGGACAGAAGACCCUGCCUCAUCACCCCUUACCACUACAGGCUAGACUGGCUCAUGUGGUUUGCAGCCUUCCAGACAUAUGAACAUAAUGAAUGGGUCAUACAGAUAGCAGGCAGACUGUUGGCCAACGACUCCACUGUGUUGUCUUUAAUGGCACACAAUCCAUUUCAGAGCAGAGAGAAACCUCGGUGGGUACGAGGUGAACACUUCAGGUAUAAGUUUACCAAGCCUGGCAGAGCCACUGCCGCACAGGGAAAGUGGUGGGUCAGGAAGCGCAUUGGACCUUACUUCCCACCGGUCAACUUGGAAGGCCUCAGGAGUUACUUUCGGUCCAGGAACUGGCAUCAACCGGACAGCUAUUGACCUGAUUCAUGGACUGAGACGUGACUACGCAACUUGGCCAACAGCUUUGCGUCCCUAUAUUGAAGAAUUUCACUGACAGCAGUGUGUCAGACUGGGCUUGAAUGACUUUGUGAAAUAAAGCUUCAAGUAUCUGUAUCAGCAGUUUUUAAGAACUUUGAGAAGGGACUUUUGAUUUCAACAGAUUAAUCUGAGCUAUAAUAGGCCUCUAAGGAAAUUUAAAGUCUAUAACACAGGUGAUAAUGACAAAAUUGCUGGAAUAGACUUGGUAAAUUCAAAUGAUACAUCCAACAUUUAUUUCCACAUUGGAUGUAUAUAAUUAAAUAAAAUUAUUACCACAGUGUUUUAUAUGAUAACAUCUUUAUCUUUUAUUACUAUAAUUAAACUGACAGGUUUAGGUUUUGAACAUGAAGACAAAUGCUAAUUAAAUGCUAAGAUGUUAUGAAGUGUGAUAAAUUGCUCAAUUCCUGCUGCAGUGCCUGUAACCAGUCAGACUCACUCUGAACAUCCAUUCUAGUUCUUAAUUUGUUCACCACUGUCCAGUCUGCGUUUGAUGAGUAGGAUUUUACUAAGAUUGUGCAGACCCAAAAGACCCUGAACCAGAUGAAUAAAAUGUCCCAUGUCUUAAA
Electrophorus electricus (electric eel) is the source of this 2372-nucleotide messenger RNA. It is a transcript of the gene lmf1, whose product is annotated as lipase maturation factor 1. The record is from RefSeq and is a predicted model, not a curated record. Gene Ontology annotation, cellular component: endoplasmic reticulum membrane. Gene Ontology annotation, biological process: protein maturation. Lineage: Eukaryota; Metazoa; Chordata; Actinopteri; Gymnotiformes; Gymnotidae.